Penicillium diatomitis is the source of this 822-nucleotide messenger RNA. Its product is annotated as class I SAM-dependent methyltransferase. Bases 1 to 822 code for a protein of 273 amino acids. Gene Ontology annotation, biological process: sterol biosynthetic process. The record is from RefSeq and is a predicted model, not a curated record. Lineage: Eukaryota; Fungi; Ascomycota; Eurotiomycetes; Eurotiales; Aspergillaceae. Gene Ontology annotation, cellular component: endoplasmic reticulum. The transcript has a single exon. Gene Ontology annotation, molecular function: sterol 24-C-methyltransferase activity.
AUGGCAUCCUCCAAAUCAGAAUCAGCCACCUACACCCACGGCCACCACGCCUCAGUAGUCCGCUCUCAUAGCUGGCGCACCGCCCAAAACUCCCUCGCCUUCUUACUACCCCAUCUCAAGCCCGCCAUGAAAAUCCUCGACGUCGGCUGCGGACCCGGCACCAUCACCGUGGAUCUCGCCUCCCGCAUUCCCCAAGGCCACAUCACGGGCCUCGAGCGAGCAGGAAGCGUCCUGGUGGAGGCGCGCGCCAACGCCGCAAGGCAAGGCGUCUCGAAUGUCGACUUUGUCGAGGGCGAUGCAAACGCACUGGACUUUGCGGAUGAGAGCUUCGACCUGGUUUUUUGUCACCAGGUGCUUCAGCAUGUGGGCGAUCCCGUAGGCAUGUUGGCGGAAAUGAAGCGCGUGACGAAGAAGGGCGGCAUCGUGGCGGCGAGAGAGUCGGAUUAUGGCGUGUUUGUCUGGUAUCCGGAAUUACCGGGGCUGAAGCGCUGGCAGGAGUUGUAUGAUCGAGUUGCGAGACGGAAUGGCGGAGAGCCAAAUGCGGGUCGGACGCUGCAUGUGUGGGCGAGAAAGGCCGGUCUGACAAACGUCAAGUGUUCGUGUACCUCGUGGUGUUACGCGACGAGGGAGGAAGUCAAGUGGUGGAGUGAGACGUGGAUUGAGCGGUCGUUGUCCUCGUCCUUUGCAACGACGGCGGUGGACCAUGGAAUGGCACGGAAAGAGGAUCUGGAGGCCAUUUCGCAGGCUUGGAGGGAAUGGGGCCAAGACCAGGAUGCAUGGAUUUCUAUCCCCAGUGCCGAGAUCUUAUGUGUCAAGCAGUAG